Molecule: messenger RNA, 714 nt
Organism: Aspergillus niger
Lineage: Eukaryota; Fungi; Ascomycota; Eurotiomycetes; Eurotiales; Aspergillaceae
Exons: 3
Coding region: 1-714 (237 amino acids)
Biological process (GO): mitochondrial protein processing; mitochondrial proton-transporting ATP synthase complex assembly
Cellular component (GO): extrinsic component of mitochondrial inner membrane
Molecular function (GO): metalloendopeptidase activity
Source: RefSeq, a predicted model, not a curated record
AUGUCGACUUCCGAGUCUUCCAAUAACGGCUCGCAACCCGGCAAUCAGGAUACAGGUUACAUACCUGGCGACGACACUUGGACGCAAUGGCGCAAUAUCUUCUCCAUCCUAGCAGGGCGAAUGACUGAUGAAGGGAAAGAACAGUUUCGUGUUGCCCGGGACAUUCGGAAUGAGGUCGCCGAUUGUAAACGUUGCGAGGAUCAGCGUGAUUAUCUCUUACAGUUCAGUCCCAUAAUUCGGUUCAUGAGUGACAGUAUUCGACAGCUUGGGGGAGACCUCCAUAGCCAUAAUAUUUAUUGCCGCCGAUGUACCAAUCGAAAAGCUGGAGGCUUCGACCCUGACUAUGGUAUCUUAAUUUGCGCGAAUGAGAUGAAGGACCAGGGACAUCUGGAGGACACAAUGGCUCAUGAGAUGGUCCACGCCUACGAUCACCUGAGAUUCAAGGUUGACUGGAUGAACAAUUUGCGGCACGCAGCUUGUACCGAGAUUCGAGCCAGCUCCCUUAGUGGGGAAUGUCGGUGGGCGCGCGAGUUCUUCCGGAGGGGUCAGUGGAAGUUUACACAACAGCAUCAAGAGUGUGUUAGAAGAAGGGCUAUCUUGUCUGUACGAGCAAGGCCAGGAUGCAAGGAUGAAGCCCAUGCAGAGAAGGUUGUAAACGAAGUAUGGGACAGCUGUUUUAGGGACACCCGCCCCUUCGACGAGAUAUACCGAUGA